Anoplophora glabripennis (Asian longhorned beetle) is the source of this 703-nucleotide messenger RNA. RefSeq names its product guanine nucleotide exchange factor MSS4 homolog (gene strat). NCBI's taxonomy places the organism in Eukaryota, Metazoa, Arthropoda, Insecta, Coleoptera, Cerambycidae. Gene Ontology annotation, molecular function: zinc ion binding; guanyl-nucleotide exchange factor activity. Bases 78 to 440 code for a protein of 120 amino acids. Gene Ontology annotation, biological process: small GTPase-mediated signal transduction; post-Golgi vesicle-mediated transport. The record is from RefSeq and is a predicted model, not a curated record. The transcript is spliced from 2 exons. Gene Ontology annotation, cellular component: membrane; cytosol.
UUAUCUAUGGUGACAGUGGCUGUAGUUGCGAAAGGAUAUCAAAACUUAAAGUUUGUAAACAUAAUUUUGAAUUAAACAUGCUCCAUAAUAAUGAAAAUUAUGAGGGUGAAGUAUCCGAUGGGAAAAAUCGUAGGAGUGUUAAAUGUAAAUACUGUAAUUCAGUUAUUCUUUCCCCUGCUUCAGCUUCAUUUACUAGUUUGGAGUUUCAACUUCCUCUAAUAAAACAAAAGAAAGUGAACGAAUCAAAUCCGGAAACUGAGAAUGUUUCAUUGUUUUGGGUUGUUAAUGACAUAUUUACAUUCCAGAAUGUAGGAUUUUCCAAUACAGUGGGCAAUAACAAAUAUUUAACUUGUGCUGAUUGUGAAGCUGGACCUAUAGGCUAUCAUGACAUUCCUAGUAAAAUAAGUUAUGUAGCCCUUAACAGAGUUAUUCAUUGUUGAACAGUGAAAACUUAUUUAAUUACAUUAAAUUACUUAGAUAAGUAUAAAAAAAAUAGUGUUUACUGUAUUGUGAAUUACGGAGAGAAUAUAACGAAAAUAUUUGAUACGUAUUAGUAUGUUACUGCUUGUUGAUAUGAAAUUAAUUUCGAUAGUCAAUGUGGUUUCCUAAAUAGGACAUUAUACACACUAAAUGAAUGAAUACUUAUUUUUUUUAACUUGUAAAAUAUUUUUUGUUAAUAAAAUAAAAAGAUGAUUCAAUUUCU